CACGUCCAUCUAACGAGUUUGCCCCUCCAGACUUGGGAAUUUUUCUUUUAUCUGAACAUUACCACAAGAGUUGCCCCUUGUAUGUGCCAUAAGAAAUCCCAGCUCAGUGAAAAUAUAGAAUUCCCUUGGUCCCCAAAAUACAAACACAAAAUUCAAAUUUCAAUUUCCUUCAAAUCCAGUUUUCAUUCUUCGUGACUAUCAAUAACGAAUCCAGUUUUUCGAUCUCAUCUCAGGUAUUCUCAUUCUUUCUCUCUACUGAUAUUCUCAUCAGCUUGAGAUUUCAAAUUUGUUAUCAUGAUAUCAUAUCUAGGUUAAAUUUAGAGACUACUUGUCUAUGAUUCUUGUUAGGUUGAUUUUCUCUUGAUUUAAUCUCCUUGAGGAAAGAUUAUAAGGUUUAUAUCAUCAGGUUUGAGUGAAAUUUGUUGAAUCCGAUUUGCGUUAGUUCAAUAAUUCAAAAUGAAAAAAAGAAACUCAGGUUUUUCUUCUUCUGAAGAAGAUAGGAUCAGCAAUUUACCUGAUUCCAUAAUUUAUCACAUCCUAUCUUUCAUUUAUACGGAAGAUGCAGCUAAGUUUAGUGUUUUGUCUAAAAGAUGGCGAUCUAUUUGGAAAUCUCUGCCUGUGCUAAAUUUCUGUGAGAGUUGUCAUUGUUCUGAAUCAAACGAUGAAGAUAGUCUUGAUGAAAGACCUAGUGGUGCAUUUAUUGAUUUUGUGGAUAGAGUAUUCCGUCUUCACGACGACUCUGAUAUACCAGUGAUUCGUUUUGAUUGUUUUAGUUUACAUACAUCUGUGAGUACUAUAUACAAAUGGAUUGAAAUUGCUGUCAAACAUAAAGUUAAAGAGCUAUAUAUAAAGGCCAAAGUUGAAGAUGGUUUUGAGAUUCCUCCUUGUCUAUGUACUUGUGAAUCAUUGACAAAGAUGGAGCUGCAGUUGACUGGUUGGGAUGAGGAUAACUGCGAAAACAGGAUUAGACUACCUCUUGAUAUGAGUUUUCCUCGACUUGAAUUAUUGCAUCUGAGACUUGAACAUAUAUCAUUUCGUGGUGAUGUAAACCUAACGAAUAGGUUCUUUUCAAGUCUUCCUUCUCUAGAAUCGCUGAUCAUGGAAAUGGGGCAUCAUGGAUUUCAUAACACGAAGCUCAACAUUUCUCUGCCUAAACUCAAGUAUUUUGUAUUCGAUUGUCAGAAUGAUGAAAGCGAUAGUGGGGUCAAGCUGCAUGCUCCAAGUCUUGCAUCCUUCAUUUUCAGUAGUUACUUGUCAACAAAGUUCAGUCCACAAUGUAUGUCAUCUCUAGUCACCGCUGAUAUUGAGAUACGGGUUAGACGAGAAGAUAAAGUGGUAGGAAGUUACGACAUUCGUCCAGAGAAGAAAGAAGCCUAUGCCCAACAUGCAAUGGGAUUUUUGAGAGGGAUUCAUAGUGUAAAAGUCUUAAAGUUUAACCAUUCUUUCCUUAAGGCGUUAGGUGGAGCACAUUAUAUAUUAGACGCUCAACCGCUUGAAUGUUAUAAUCUACAACACUUGGAGCUCCAGACCUACCUGUCAAGGGACUGCCUGCAUUCAGUAUUAUACAUACUAAAGAUCUCCCCCAAUUUGGAAUCUCUUUCCCUGAAGAUAUCAGAGCUAAAUUAUGACAAGCCUCCAGUGUAUCCAUUCUGUGACGAGGUAAAUAUUAAUCCAGAAAAUAUGGGAGAUUACUUGGAUGCAGGGUUGUCUUUGCCAUGCAUAAUAUCUCAGCUGAAGUUUGUCGAGAUUAAAGGUCUUCAUGGAUGUGUUAAUGAACUGAAGUUUAUAGAGUUUCUGUUAAAACAUGCGACGGUCUUGGAGAAACUGGUACUUGCCUGUUAUUCAACUGAACAAGACUCACUAAGUGAGAAAAGGAUGAGGAAAGUAAGGGAGAAACGGAUGAAGAAAUUCAGGGAGAUGCUGCUGACAUUUCCAAGUGCAUCUAAAAAUAUCAGAAUAUUGUGGAAAUUUUGAGUCAGGUGCUUCUUGAUGGAUCCGGGGGUUGGAAAUUGCACAGUCUUAGGGUAAAUACUUUCGAAAAGCUGGUAGUUCAGGGCCAGAGAGAAUUCAUUGGAUUAAGAAGGCAUCUAGUAUCACUGUUCUAAUGUGCUUCUUGAUGGAUCUAGGAUGGAACUUCUCAAAGUUGUGAACUUAAUGGAGGCCAAAGAGUUGCUUAUCGGAUUCAUUAAAUCGGACAACAUCUAAAUGAUACAAGCCCCUUAUGGUGUCUCCCGUUCUUUUUAGUUUGCAGUACUUUUCUUUUGCUGAUUCUGUCUGCAAAGGAAUUAUGUGAGGAUGUGGUUCACCAAAUCCUCAAAAAUUUAGUGUGCAAAGUGAAAGCGAAAAAAACGUAGUCAUCAUUUUGUCCCAAGUGUUCAAUUUGAUAAUCUCCAACUGUUGAUCUGAAAAUUUAACAGAGAUAUCAUCCCGUGUCCCCCCUAUCAGCAGAUUUCUUUGCCUAAACUUAUUUUAUUUUAAAAUUUGAGUGCUGGAAUUAUGAAAGCAACAGUGAAGUUAACUGCAUGCUCCAAGUCUUGCAUCUUCAUCUUCGACAAUUACUCGUCAACAAGUCGCACUCUAGAGAGUUUAUCCUUUGCGGCUGGUGACCCCUUUUCUUUCUUUGA
This is a messenger RNA of Papaver somniferum (opium poppy), 2624 nucleotides long. RefSeq names its product F-box/LRR-repeat protein At4g14103-like. The record is from RefSeq and is a predicted model, not a curated record. The transcript is spliced from 5 exons. NCBI's taxonomy places the organism in Eukaryota, Viridiplantae, Streptophyta, Magnoliopsida, Ranunculales, Papaveraceae. Bases 457 to 1974 code for a protein of 505 amino acids. Gene Ontology annotation, molecular function: protein binding.